CCGCGGGUGCCCCGUGCUGAUGGUGCCUUCCUGCCUGCCCCGCCAGUGCCGCAGCUGCUGUACGGAGGGAAGCUGGAUUUCCUCGUCUUCGAUUACCUGUCCGAAAUCACCAUGUCGCUGCUGACGGCCGCCAAGGCCCGGUCUCCCGUUUUAGGUUACACUCCGGAUUUUGUCUCCACUGCCAUGGGUCCCUAUAUAAAAGAUAUUCACAGGAAAGGUGUUCGUGUCAUCAGUAAUGCGGGUGGAAUUAAUCCACUUGCUUGUGCAGCUGCCCUUCAGGAGGUGGCAAAGAAAGCAGAUGUUGAUUUGAAAAUAGCUGUUGUUGCUGGAGAUGAUCUGAUGAGUGAGAAAGAGAAAUUAAAAGGAGCUGGUAUCACCGAUUUAGAGAGUGGCAAACAAUUUCCAGAGAAUAUUCACAGCAUGAAUGUGUAUCUUGGUGCAAGACCGAUAAGCAGAGCUCUAGACCUUGGAGCUGAUAUUGUUGUGACGGGCAGAUGUGUAGACAGCGGGAUUGUAUUGGGACCACUCAUUCAUUCUUUUGGCUGGAAUAGGGAUGACUAUGACUUGCUAGCUGCGGGAAGUCUUGCAGGUCAUCUCAUUGAAUGUGGUGCUCAGUGUACAGGUGGAAUAUUCACUGAUUGGCACACAGUACCAGACUGGCACAACAUAGGCUUUCCCAUUGUAGAAUGUUCCUCUGAAGGAGACUUUAUUCUUUCCAAACCACCAGACACAGGGGGACUAAUCUCUUUUGGCACUGUAGCUGAACAGUUGGUGUAUGAAUUGGGCAAUCCUCAGCGCUAUCUUUUACCAGAUGUUACAUGUGACUUUUCCCAGGUUUCCAUCACUGAAGUUCCAGGUUUUGAUGGUGGAGCAGUGAAAGUUUGUGGAGCAAAAGGAUUGCCUCCUUCAACAUUUUAUAAGGUAAAUGCCACUUAUCUUGAUGGCUUCAGAGCUACUGCUGUCUGUCCAGUGGGAGGCCCAAAGGCAGUACAAAAAGCAAAACGCACUGCAGAAGCUAUUCUGCAAAGGACUCGUCUUAUUUUCAGUCAGCUUGGGUAUGAAGAUUACAGUGCAGUUAACAUACAGGUUUUAGGGUCUGAAGAUACAUACGGACCUCAUGCUAGAAGGAGUAUAGAUGGUGGUCCUCGGGAAGCUGUUAUUUGGCUUGCUGUACACCAUAAACAAAGAGAAGCUGUAGAAAUCUUCUCCAAAGAGAUUGCACCAGCUGGAACUGGCAUGGCCCCUGGCCUCACUGGAAUUGUUGGAGGGCGCCCCAGAGUGUCUCCGGUUUUGAAGCCAUUUUUCUUCUAUUAUCCCAAAAGCAAUGUUCAGAUCAACCUAUUUUUAAAUGGGCAGCAUGUUGAGAUAUUUGAGGAGGAGCUCACUUUUACAUCAGAUGAUGUGGAUUCCUUUGAUCUACCCAAGACUAGCAGUGAGUUGAAAGAUCUACCAAGUGGUCCACAUACUUACCGCUUAGAAGAUCUUGCCUACACUAGAAGUGGAGACAAAGGCAAUUCUGCAAACAUAGGUGUGAUAGCACGGCAUCCCCUCUACUAUCCAUACCUAAAGAAAACUUUAACUGCUCAAGCCCUGGAGAAUUACUUUCAACACCUUUUAGAGCAUGAGAAACCAGAAGAAGAGCUAGUAACAAGAUAUGAGUUGCCAGGAAUCCAUGGAUUAAAUUUUGUUCUGAAGAAUUCCCUUGGUGGUGGUGGUAUAGCAUCCCUAAGAAGUGACCCACAGGGUAAAGCACUUGGACAGAUGCUGUUGGAUUUCCAGAUUAAAAAUGUUCCUGAUUUAAAAUCACUGAUAGAAUAACAGGUGUUUAAUAUUUUAACACUAAGUGGUAUAAAAACAUGUUAUAAACAAGAACUGGCUUCUUGAAUUAAUUUUGGUUUUUUUAAGGUUAAAGAGUAGAAAGUUGGCAGUUACUUCUCAGAGGCUUAGCUAUAUGGCACAGAUUAGCAAAUAUUUUGAGUAAUACCAGACUAAUAGCUCUGUCUGAUAACAUUUCCUGUCUAGAUAAUACAAUGGAUGAAGAAUCAAUUUAUUACCUGCAAAACAGAAUUAAUCAAAUUGCAACAUAACAUUUAAUUAUGAGACAAGGUAAUCCUUGUUUCAAGAUAGAAAUUACCUCCUGUUUGGUCCAUCUCUCUUUUCCUUCUUUCAUCCUUUAUUUGAAAAUCGACUGGACUGCUGUCCUGUCAGCUGUGUCUGUCCUGUGCAGUGAGUGAGGCUGGCUAACCUGCUCUGCACUGCUGGGAAGUCAGCACUGUCUGCUACUGGGGAACGGUUUUCCCUGCUGGGCAAUAAAGAAAAGUAAUAAUUGGUACUGUUAUACAGUGACUGGUCGUAAAUGCUGACCUUUGGUGGUGAUCCACCAAACUUCCAGCACUUUGUCUGGUUAAUGACAGACUUUGUUACUACGUUUUCCAAUACCUUUUACUAAUUAAUCCUUCAGUUGAAAGCACUGAAUAGUAGUAAAUUGCAGAUCUUAGUGUGGUAAUAAAUUUGAGGAUGUGGAAAGGGGAGUCUGCCCUCUCACUCCUUCUUGUGGUGGUGCAAUCCUGGCAGGGAUGAAGCAGGCCUGGGUGGUUCCAGGGCUGUUAAAUCCUUGAUUUGUGCAGGAGAGUCAUGCCUGGAUUAAGUUGUCAUUUGCAUUGCCCUUCCCACAAGAAGGUGUCUUCUGCUAUGAAGGAAAACCAUGUUGAGUGCAGUGUAUUCUGUCUUUCUUCUGACUCCCAGUUAUCACCUCUCCAUCUCCCUUCCUGCACAAUAUGAUUAGCAUGUUCAAAUUGGGGUACGUCUGAACUUCUUCAUCUCAUUAAGAAGAGACUUAAAAAUCUGUAUCAUACUUCUGGGACAAUAGCAAGGUGGAGAUUCUGGUAACUGUAUUUUCUCUGCAGAAGCUAUAAAAAUACUACUCCACACAUUCAGGCAUUUUAUAUUCAUAUUUUUUUAUUUUAUUUUGGGGAGAUUGUAUUAAUUGUUUAGCGCUGACGAAACGAGGCAUUACUCAUACCAGAAAAAAUUAUGGAAAUAAGUGGUUUUUUUGUCACAAAACCUACCUGUUAGUUCCUAAAUUUCCAAUGCUGUAUAUCACUGUUACUAAUUUCCUAGCCACUUGCUUGCUAGUAAGGACUAUGCAAUGAAUUGUUCCCACAUUUUCUGUGGUUUUUGCUUAUUCAGAUUGAAUGUAUCAUAAAUGAAUGCUUUAUCCAUCUAAACAUUUAUUGCCUGAGUAAAUCAUAGGUACUGUCCAUGUGCACAACAUGACUGUCAGGUUGUAAAAAAUGAGUCAUUACUUCAUUGCAGAAAAACGGCCAAGGUAAUAACUUGAAAGGGAAAAUGGCAUGCAGGUUUUAUUAUGUUUACAGUCACUGUUUGUUAGAAAACUUCCUUCAUAAUUUGGGCGCCUGUUGAGAGGAAGUAAAAAAGAAAAAAUUACAGACCUCAGUAGCAAACCUUCAAGGAUAAAAAUGCUACAGUAAAUAUUUGCAGUUCACUCGAUAUGCUGCUUAAGUCACUCUGGAAAUGUGUAUGCAGUAAGUCUUUGAAUAAAAGUGAACAUUUAUAAAAGUAUAAA
Molecule: messenger RNA, 3586 nt
Organism: Cyanistes caeruleus (blue tit)
Lineage: Eukaryota; Metazoa; Chordata; Aves; Passeriformes; Paridae
Source: RefSeq, a predicted model, not a curated record